Opisthocomus hoazin is the source of this 1353-nucleotide messenger RNA. The record is from RefSeq and is a predicted model, not a curated record. Lineage: Eukaryota; Metazoa; Chordata; Aves; Opisthocomiformes; Opisthocomidae.
AUGGGGCCACAGGGUGGUUUCCUAGGCAGUGGACAGGUCCACGUCAUCCUGUGGGGAAGUUUGGCGGCCCUGACAACGCUCUUGUUCCUCACCUUCCUCAUCUUCCUCUGCUCCAGCUGCAACAGGGAAAAGAAGGCCAGACAGCAGAAUGGAGACCAUGAAAAUCUGAUGAACGUGCCGUCCGAUAAGGAGGUGUUCAGCCACUCGAUCAGCGAUGCCUCUGGUCCCGGCAAAGUUCCGAGCACACGGCCCGGCGGGGCGUGCAGCUCUCCGGAGGUACUCUCAGAGGACAGUACAACUGCCUGUAUCCAGCCUUAUGAAGAAGUACAGACAUCUGUCUCUGAUCUGCUAGAUCAACAGGAUAGUCUUGGAAAGUCCAUAAAAUGUCACCAGAGCCGGGAACUACCCAGUAUUCCCGCUAACAAUACCAUGGAAACCAUCAUCUCCACUAGAAAUGCAGAAAAUGAUCAAGGUCUUGGAAUGGAAGGGCCUUACGAAGUCUUGAAAGACAGCUCCUCUCAGGAGAACAUAGUUGAAGACUGCUUGUAUGAAACUGUGAAGGAAAUUAAAGAAGUUGGAGCAGUAGCCAGCAUGGAAGGGAGCUGUAACACCAAAUCAAGGGCUUCGCUGGUCGUUUCUGAAGGUCAGGAUCAGAUUCCUGAGUGCAGAAUUGAAUCAGCAGAAUAUGCAUCUGUUGACCGAAAUAAAAAAAGUCGCCAAAGUGCUAAUUCAGAAAGCCCUCUGGACAACACACCAGAUGUAGAGGAUGAGCUUCCCCCUCCAGUACCCAUGAAGCUUCUUGAUGAAAAUGAGAAUGUGAAGGAAAAAGAAGUGGAAGAAGAAGUGACAGAAGGAGCCAGUAAGCCAGAGAAGAGGCUUAGUUCAAUGUCUUACAAGUCUCGAGAGGAAGAUCCAUCUCUUACAGAAGAUGAGAUCUCAGCCAUGUACUCGUCCGUGAGUAAGCCGGGACAGGCCAUCAAGGCACUGGAUUCUCCUUACACCUGUAUUCAAGAAAUUGCAUCUCAGAGGUCCCCGUCCGUUUGCAGUGGCCUCUAUGCAAGUGUGAAGGACUUCGAAAACACCCUGAAUACUACCACUGUGCCUCAGUCAGCAGACAGAUCGAACGGGGAGCUGGAGCCUGAUUAUGAAGCUAUCCAGUCAGUGAGCCAAGAAGAGGACAGGACCUUGUCUGUGCCUAACACAAACCACGCUGCUCUUUCAGGAGAGAAUGACUAUGAGAGCAUAGGGGACUUGCAGCACCACAGGGAGUUCACCAGACUGUAACUACUCAGCAUUUAUCUGAUCCACUGGUAUGUUCAAAGGAACAUGCGAAGCGUGGAGAGGGGAGUCCUU